CGGGCUGAGCGGCUGAUUAAGUUGGAUCUAAAGCACUUGUGUAGACCUUGGUUCUGUCCAUCGUGUCGACAACGCCACGUGGAGUAUUUCGAAGUCACAGAGGAGAGAGCAAAAGCGAUCGUAGAGAGGUGGACUGACUGGAUCAAUGGCAAUCAGCCCUACAGUUCGGAUGGGAACAUCACUCCGUUAUGGAAUCAUUUGAUCCUGUUCGGCAGAAGACCUAAUCAACCGAUGAGAACUUAUGAUCAUGAAGCCCGAUGGGCCCACUGGAGUUGGGUAUUAUCCUCGCCCUCA
Messenger RNA from Bipolaris zeicola 26-R-13, 294 nucleotides. RefSeq lists its product as uncharacterized. The transcript has a single exon. The annotation marks the transcript as partial. Lineage: Eukaryota; Fungi; Ascomycota; Dothideomycetes; Pleosporales; Pleosporaceae. The record is from RefSeq and is a predicted model, not a curated record.